UUCGGUGGCUCCAAGGCGGCUCGGAUUGAAUUUCGAAUUUUUAUUUAAAAUUAAAAUUGUUUUAUAAAAUAUCUUGUAGCUUUAUCAAUAUGUCGAAUGAUUUAAUCGAUACUGUUCGGAACUAUUUAGCUUCUCACCAUAUGUUUGUUGUUGACGAAUGGUUGUCAGGGUUUAUAGAGUAUUUUACCGAAGAAAAUGGCACUAGCAAUAUAAGAGAGAUACAGAACUGUGCUAGAGAGCAGUGGCUUCUAAAUAACUUGAGUGAUAUAUGCCCAGGAUCGCUGCCAGCUAAUAUAAACAACCAGCACAAACAUGUCCUCAGUGGGAAAUUUGUUCUUCAGAUUAAUGCUGCUGUUGACAUUGGUACCCCUGCAUACCAGCAGUAUUUAAAACUAAAGAAGGUUAAUAUGGAGAAUGUUGAAGCCACAAUAAAUUACGAAGAUAAAGUUCCUAGUCAUAGAAUGAUGAAAUUGUAUAUGACAGAUGGAAAACAAGAGAUCUCAGGCAUUGAAUACAAACCCAUGAGAAACAUCAGCUGUGACAUAACACCUGGCUGCAAAGUUAUGAUAAAAGGACCUGUGGAGUGUCGCCGCGGUGUUAUUCUCCUGACCGAGGCAAAUGUUGAGCUUCUGGGUGGUGAGGUGGAAGACAUAGUCAGGACCAACUCACUUCACGGAAUCUUGGCUGCUAAGUUUGGAUCAUUGAAUCUUCCAGAACCCGAUGCUAACGUAAUAAAUAUCGGAAUAAGAAACCCUACUAUUCCUCAUAUAGACACUGCAAGAAACAAUAAUAAUCAAUUUAAUUCCCAUUCAAAUUCAUCAGUAGAACUAAGAAACCUCAAUGCUCCUCAUAUAGACACAGUUAGAAACAAUGAUGCUCAAUUCAACUUACAUUCCAAUUCAUCCUCUGAACCUCCACCGGCAAAUUUCGGAGACGAUGAUAUAGAUUUUGAGCAGAUCGAGGCAUUAGAAGCUCAAUUCACUGACAAUCCAGUCAAAAGACCAAUGCUAGAUGACAAUCCGAAACCUGAAAAAAAAUUAAAAAUCACCCCCGAACCAGCAAACACAGUAGACGAUUAUCCAAAUGAAGAUGAUCUAUUUCAAGACGAAGACGACUAUUUUAGGGAUAUGGAAGCUGAUUUGAUCACUCAUGAGCAAGCAAAUCCAUUUGUACAAAUCAAAGAUAUUAUUAGUUUACCUGAGGAAAGAAGAAAAGGGAAGGUAUAUAAAAUUAAAGGACAGAUAAUGAGGUUGCUUUCUAAGCUGUCUGUUGGGAAAGAUGGGUGGAGUUUGAGGUGUACGAUAGUUGAUGAUAAUGAUGAUAGCAGUAGUUUAGAUGUGGAAUUCACGAGUGAUGUUCUGUCGGAAGUGGUAGGUUAUACGCCGCAGGAGAUGAAUCAAAUCAAAAAGCAGAUGGCGACGCAACCGGAACUGAAGGAGAAGGCUGUUUUGGCCCUGGAAAAAGCAAAGGACACAUUACAACUGAAGUGUGUUAUAGAGCUUACCAUGAUGGAACGACCAACUAUAACUAAAUUUACGCCACUAGAAGAAUUACGGUGAUUUAAAAUUAUGUAAAUAGAGAGAAUUAUUAAUGUAAAUAAACUACUUGUUAGUUCUAUAGUUUGUGCAUUUUAAG
Aricia agestis (brown argus) is the source of this 1635-nucleotide messenger RNA. Its product is annotated as recQ-mediated genome instability protein 1-like. The transcript is spliced from 7 exons. Gene Ontology annotation, cellular component: RecQ family helicase-topoisomerase III complex; nuclear body. NCBI's taxonomy places the organism in Eukaryota, Metazoa, Arthropoda, Insecta, Lepidoptera, Lycaenidae. The record is from RefSeq and is a predicted model, not a curated record. The coding region runs from base 90 to 1559 and encodes 489 amino acids. Gene Ontology annotation, biological process: resolution of meiotic recombination intermediates; double-strand break repair via homologous recombination. Gene Ontology annotation, molecular function: nucleotide binding.